This is a messenger RNA of Aquila chrysaetos chrysaetos, 1555 nucleotides long. RefSeq names its product protein mono-ADP-ribosyltransferase PARP12-like. Bases 462 to 1502 code for a protein of 346 amino acids. The transcript has 9 exons. Lineage: Eukaryota; Metazoa; Chordata; Aves; Accipitriformes; Accipitridae. Gene Ontology annotation, molecular function: NAD+ poly-ADP-ribosyltransferase activity. The record is from RefSeq and is a predicted model, not a curated record.
GGGUGCCUGGGAGGGAGACGGAGGAAGUUGGGGAUGCCAUGGUUUGUGGGCUUGGCUUUAAGGAUACCUGCUUGCCGUUAGUCAUACUGUUAGCUGUGUUUGUAUCUUCAUUAAUUCAUCCUUUAUUCCAUGUGAGGGAGAAGUGUGUAAGAGAAAAGGUGGCAUGAGGUUGCUUUUUAUGUAUAAAAUUUCCUCUGUAUGAAACUAUUCCUGUGGAGAUAUAAAAAGCAAAUUUACAGGGUAUCUCUCAGUUGCACGAGACCAGAUAGCGAAUUCUUCAGUAGAAGUUGAAGGACGCUACCUGUUUUGCCAGUGAAAUAUUUCUGUCUGCUUUAUUAAGUGUUUCACUUCUGUUUCUUUCUAGUUGGGGUUAGUUGGUGAGUUGGAAAAUCCCUGCAAGGAGCAGAAAUGCUGGCAAGUGAAAGUGAAAGUAGGGCACAAGUGGACAUUUUGGAAAGCUGAUGGAGUUGGGGCAGACUGAGAGCCCUGCAUAUAGGCAGGGGAGCCAGCAGAGGGCCGAGCAAGAAGCCAGGUUGUGGUCAGCUCUUCUGCGCCUGUGGUGUCUUCUGACUCAUCCGUCUGCUCCCGAAAUGGAGUACGCCUGGUAUUGGCUCGAUGAUUCUGGGGAGUGGAUCGAGUAUGGGGAAAAGCAUCCAGAUCACUGCUCUGCCACGGUAACAUCUGCAGAUCUGGAGAAGGAAUUUCGAGCUGACCAGAAAGGCAUUGUGUUAUUCAGGGCUGGUUCUCAGAAGUAUAAGUUAAGCUUUGAAGACAUGGUCCAAAGAAAUUUGAUCUAUGAAACUCAAAGAAAAGUUGCCCGACUGCCAAAAUUUCUGUCCUCUCAAGGUGAACAAGACAGAAGCCAAGGCAUGACUCUCUCAUGUUCUGACUGUCCUCCACAAUGGGACCAAUCUGCACUGCCUGAUAUCGGGUUCAAGUUGGUACAGCUCAGCUACACUUCCCAGGAAUAUGGAAAAAUUAAGAGGCUGUUUGAGAAGACGAUGAAAGAUUACUACAUCCACCAACUGCAGAGGAUCCAGAACCCAACACUUUGGCAAGUUUUUCAGUGGCAAAAGUUGCAGAUGAAGAAGCUCAAUAAAUCGAAACAGGUGGAUGAGCGGCUCCUGUUCCAUGGGACAAGUCCAUCCCACAUGCCUGCCAUCUGUGAGCAGAACUUCGACUGGAGGAUCUGUGGGACUCACGGGACAAUGUUUGGAAGAGGAAGCUACUUUGCCAGAGACGCCAGCUAUUCUCAUGACUACUGUUCCUCUCGCAGUGGUCGCUACAGCAUGUUUGUAGCUCGCGUUCUUGUUGGAGACUUUGUUCAGGGAGACCCCGAAUACCUUCGCCCUCCACCCAGAGCCGGUAAUUCAAACAGACUUUACGACAGCUGCGUGGAUGACCCGACAGACCCUUCCAUCUUUGUCAUCUUUGAGAAGCACCAGAUUUACCCUGCCUAUAUCUUGGAGUACAGCAGUGAGGCCCAAUGUAUGAUCCUAUAAUGAAUGGCGGAAUCUCCUUUGAAUUCACCCUGAAUAAAUUACACUUUAGUACA